Messenger RNA from Petromyzon marinus (sea lamprey), 1254 nucleotides. Lineage: Eukaryota; Metazoa; Chordata; Hyperoartia; Petromyzontiformes; Petromyzontidae. The record is from RefSeq and is a predicted model, not a curated record.
CUCGCCCCUCCCCUCCCCCGCCGUGGGCUGAGCGAGCCGAGAGAGAGGCCGCCGUUGUGCAGGAGAAGCCUCGGGCCUUGGUGAAGCGUCGGCGGGAUUUUUUUAAGUGAAAACGCCUGCGGCCCAAUCUCCGAAAGAUGAAUGGCGAUAUGCCUCAUGUUCCUAUCACAACGCUGGCCGGCAUUACCAGCCUCACCGACCUGCUGAACGAGCUCCCCCUACCGUCACCGCUCCCCGCCACCACCAACAAGUCUCUGCUGUUCUCUCCGCGUGUGGCCGAGGAUGCCGCCCGCCUGCUCUCGUGCCGGGAGGAUGCCCUGGUGGCCCAGCUGUGCCACGCUCUCGCACAGGUCUCCACCGAGCACAUCGAGGUGAAGGAGAGUGUGGGCGGUUCCGAGGAGCCUGAUGGCGACGUUCCAGCCCUUCUACAGUCAGUGCUGGCUCGGAGUCCCUCUGUGUUCAAGGAGAAGAGCCUCCAGUCUCGCUAUGGAGUGCAGACCCUGGCGCCCCGUACCCCCAUGGUUGCUUCACCGUAUGUACAGCCGUCCAACAGCCGCAUGCACUCCCCGAACAUCCUACAGCCGUCACCCAGCGCCUCGAACUCCCUCCCGCAUGCGCAGGGCCUCAUGCAGCAGCCCCUGUUGCAGCACGGGGGAGGGGCAGGAGGAGGAGGAGGAGGUGGGGGCCACGGGGGCGGGGGUGGAGGGGCUGGUGGAGGAGGUGGGGGCGGAGGAGGAGGAGGAGCAGGAGGAGGAGGAGGACAGUACAAGCUGUCACAAAACUCGAUGCACGGGAGCCCUGUGUCAGCCUCCUACCAGCCGGCCUCCAUGCCUCCCAGUCCCUCUAGUAGAUACAUGGUGAUGUCCGGCUCUGGCUCUGGCCGGUUCCACCCCCAGCAGAGCAGCCCGGCUCCCUCCCCCUACGCCCCUCAGAGCCCCGCGGCCGCCGCCUUCCUCGCCUACAGUCAGCACCCUCCCUCCUACAGUCAGCACCAGCAGCUGCAGCAGCAGGCACCUCUGCUCUCCGCUGGGGUCCCUCUGCGCCCCAUGAGUGACGGAGCUCCGCUCGGAGCGGCCGGCUCCAACACCGGCGGUGGCCACCACCACCAGCAGCAGCAGCAGCAGCUGCAGCAGGGCGGCGGUGGUGGUGGUGGCGGUGAAGAGGAGCAGCAGGGAGCGACGGGGCAGUCAGCGGUGUCACUCUUCCCAGGACGCGUGCCGGAGUCUCCGAUCGGCCAGGACGCUGGCACCAGUG